UUUUUUUUUAGUCUAGUACUUAUUCUAUUGGUCUUUUUUGCCAAACCGUUAAGUUACAGGGACAUAAACAUACCAUCACCGGUUGUCAAGUGGUAGUGGGGGGACAUACACAGACACAAAGAUAGACACACACAUAGAUAUAUACAUAUAUACAUACAACAGGCUUUUUUCAGUUCCUUAUUUCUUUAUUGCCCACAAGGGGCUAAACACAGAGGGGACAUACAAGGACAGACAAAGGGUUUAAGUAGAUUACAUCGACCCCAGUGUGUAACUGGUACUUAAUUUAUUGACCCCGAAAGGAUGAAAGGCAAAGUCAACCUCGGCGGAAUUUGAACUCUGAACGUAGCGGCGGACGAAAUACUGCUAAGCAUUUCGCCUGGCAUGCUAACGUUUCUGCCAGCUCGCUGACUUGUUUCUUUCAGUUUCUGUCUACCAAAUCUACUCACAAGGCUUUGGUCAGCCUGAAGCUAUAGUAGAAGACACUUGCACAAGGUGCCAUGCAGUGGGACUGAACCAGGAACCAUGUGGUUGGGAAGCAAGCUUCUUACCACACAGUCGUUAAUUUUAUAAGAGGAUAUUGCAGAGAGAUUUUUUUUUAAAGUCCUUUAUGUGUCAACCAAAAACUUAUGACAUAUCACUGAUGAUAUGAGUAUCAUGGGUUCACUGUCACUGUGCUAUGCUAUGGGAUCAUCUAAACUGUUAGGAAUAGCAGCCAAAUUUCUCUCAAACCACAACGUACAGUCUUAAAAAAGAGGCAAACGUUGGAAAACUUUACACUUGUUACAAUAUCAUUAUCAUCAUUUGAUGUGCACUUUUUCAUGCUUGUCUGUGUCAGAUGGAAUUUGUUGAGACAGAUUUUCUAACCCUAACCCUUCCUAUUGCCAACCCUCACCUGUUGCCAACCCUCACCUAUUGCCAAGCAAGGUAAUAUUUUUCUAUAGCUAGACAUGUUUUACAUGGAAAACUGGGAAUGAAUAACCUCGCUUGUAUGACUAUGAUGUUUAUUUACAACCAUCCCAUGAUGUGUAGAUAUGGAUAGAUAAACACAAGCACAGACAUACACUUACACACAUAAACAUACACACACACAAACAUGGAUAGAUAAAUAUACAAUCAUGCACACACACACACACACACAUACACACAAUUGUACAUACAUAUGAUGAGCUUUCAGUUUCUGUUUACCAAUUCCACUCACAAGGUUUUGGUCAGCCUGGAACUGUAAUAGAAGACACUUAUUCAAAGUGCCAUGCAGUGGAACCGAACCCAAAAUCAUGUGGUUGCAAAGGAAACAUCUUACCUACAUUAAUAUGUAAAAGUUAUGAUAUAUCGUUUAUACAAGAAAAAUAAAGGUCAUUAUUUUCAGUGGUUUGGCAUAAUGACCUUCAAGUGGUCAACAGUGGAUUGGUAUGCAAUGCAGCUAUGAGACAAACAUUAUCUCAAAUAUCUUGUUGAAAUGUCUGACUUCAAGGAAUGGUUGCUGGCCACAGGACACCAGUUUCUUAAAUGGUCUGACGAUGAAAGGAACCAAACUCUUGACCAUUUAAUCUCCAUCGGUAGUAGUUCCCAGUUAGUUUACCUAGCACAACUUUUACCAACAUUAAUAUAUCGAGAUUUUUUCAAAUUACUUCCAAGAGAAAUUUCUACCAUUAUUGCAACAUACCUUGAUGCUAAAUCUAUUCUUAAUUGUUUAUUAGUGAGUCGACAUUGGUAUCAGCUCCUUGACUCCCUGCCUGAAGUCUGGCGUCACUGUUGUUGGCAGCAUUAUAUCAAAGUUGACUCUGCACCACGUUCUGCUUCGUAUUAUAAGACGCUUUUUCUGAAAGUAACAUCAAAACAAUUGGAACCUCUAAAACAGUGUAAUAUGUACAGUGAGGAGUUCUUUAGGGGUCACUCAAACAGGAUUAUGGCUCUUCAUUAUCACGAUGGCAGAUUGGCUUCUGGUUCUGAUGACCAUUCUGUCACUAUAUGGCAAUAUCCGGGUGGCGAAAAGCUAAUAUUGCCUCAACACAAAUCAGUGAGUACUGUGAAAUUGAUGGAUAAAUUUGUUUAUAUGUCAUUUUUUGAUGGCAUCAUUCACAGCUGGGAAAUCUGUCUAGGCCCACAGUCACAGUUCAUUGGCCAUGUUUCAGCUGUAUACAGCAUUGAUGUUUGUGAAAGAUUAUCAAUUAUGGUCACUGGUUCUGUUGACUUAACAAUUAAAAUAUGGGACUUACAAUCAAGUCAGUUGUUAACAACAUUAAUGGGACAACAUCAAUAUUGGAUAAUUGAUACAAAAAUCAUUUCAUCAGAAGAACUCUCUUCGUAUACACUAAUUAGCAGUGAUAACAGAUUUUGUUAUAUCAGAAGAAUGAACUCAGAACAUGAACAAUCGCAUAUUGAAACUGUUUCCUGUCCAAAUUAUUCUAUUAUUCCUCAUCUGUUAGUUGAAAAUCAGAGUCUUUUAAAGAUCUGUUUCCAGUCUGAUGAUGGUGAAGAUACUUUAAUCAGGGUUUAUCAGUUUCAGUCAGAACUAAAUAUGGUUCAACAAUAUAAAAUAACUCAAACUGCAAAACCAAUUCAGCUACUUUUGGGGGUUGGCCAGAAAUUGGCUAUGGUAAUUUCUCGUGGAGACCAGUAUCAGACUCUUUCAAUAUUUGGACUGCAUACCAAUGAAGUGAUUCUGACAAAACCAUUGCCAGCGAUCAGACUAACCAAAACUGGAUCCUCAGUCACCUGUGGAUCUUCAAAAUGGCUGAAUGGCUUUGACUCCAGUCCUCCCUGUGGGUUACUUUUAGCUGCUGCUCUUGAAAAUAAUAGCAUAUACAUUCUCAGUUGGAAAGAAGAUUCCAGUAAACACUCAUCUAACAGAAAAUUAAGAGACAUUGAGUUUUUCAGCUGAAGGAAAUUAUAGUUUGUAGUAUUCUGAUAUUGGUUUCAUAUUAUGCCUGAGGUAGAAGGAUAUUUCUACAACCUCAUGGUAGCUGUUUCAGAUGAGACAGAAAGGCAGAAAGAUGGAAUAAGAGUGACACAGAUAAUUUGGAACUGUCAGUGACUGUGAUUUACCAUUUGUAAAAACAUUUCCAUAAGUUUGUCCUAAACAUCCAUGCUUGUUUCGUUUUUGUACUUGAGACUCAAAACAGAACUUGAAGAGAGGAGGCAUGUAAUUGGUGAGGCAACAAAUAGCAAUGAAAGGACUUUGACAAAAGUAAUUGUUUAACCAGCACAUUAAAUAAAUGGUUUCAUCCAUUUUUUUGCCUGUGGACACCCUUUUGAUUCCUAUCUCAUACUAAGCCCCCAUAACCAUUCAGUGGAUAUAUAAAAAAAAGAAUCCUUCUGUAUUUUUAUAAUUAAAUAUUAUUAUGAAUUGUAUAAAAAAAAUUAAAAUACUUUGUGUAUUGUAAAAGUAUAAGCAGUUUAUCGCACAUAAAUUUUAAGAAAAUAUCUUAUAUGGACCCCCAAGGGCCACAUGGGCCCCAGUUGAGAACCACUGAAUUAGUUGAUUAGAUAUCUAACCAACUGACUAACAAUAAAGAAGUGAUAUUGAA
Molecule: messenger RNA, 3527 nt
Organism: Octopus bimaculoides (California two-spot octopus)
Lineage: Eukaryota; Metazoa; Mollusca; Cephalopoda; Octopoda; Octopodidae
Product: F-box/WD repeat-containing protein 2
Molecular function (GO): protein binding
Source: RefSeq, a predicted model, not a curated record